Messenger RNA from Mytilus trossulus (common blue mussel), 1786 nucleotides. Its product is annotated as protein ZNRD2-like. The coding region runs from base 318 to 1139 and encodes 273 amino acids. NCBI's taxonomy places the organism in Eukaryota, Metazoa, Mollusca, Bivalvia, Mytilida, Mytilidae. The transcript is spliced from 7 exons. The record is from RefSeq and is a predicted model, not a curated record.
CCUCGGUAGAUGAUGAUUGAAUGCACAGGUAUUUACCGAUGAAUACCGAAUGGUUGAUCGAAAGAAGUUUUGGAAGUUAUUUUUCUUAUGUUUCAUAUCUGAAUCGAUAUUCCAAUGAAUAUUAUGAAUAAGUCUAGCAGUAUGACAUUAGAUGAUUAUGAAUGGCAGCCUCCAACUGAUGCUGAAAGGAAAGUUAUUCAAGCACGAAGAGAACGCUCUGAUAAGAUUAGUAGCAUAAUGGGUGAAUACCUCCUUAAAGGUUACAAAAUGCUUGGUUCAACUUGCCAAUUUUGUGAGGGCUCAUCAAACUAGAAGAAAUGGAAGACAUUUUUUACUCUGACCAACUACAUACAAUAUUAUUAGAAACUCCAAUUGGGGAGAAGUAUUGUAUUGCCUGCAAAGAACUAGAUGAAGAUACACAAGAAAACAUCCCAGAAGAAUUUCCUGAAGAAUUUCAAGAAAACAACCCUGUAUUUCAGGCUGAAGUUUCUGAACAAUUUUCACGGACAGAAGAGAGACAAGACAGGUCUGAUGCAAUUAGUAAACUCUUAGGAGAUUAUUUGCUAAAGGGAUACAAAAUGUUAGGAUCUACAUGCAGUAAAUGUGAUACUAUUCUGUUAAAAGGCAAGGGCAGAAAUGAAAAAGAUCUUUGUGUAUCCUGUGAAAUUCUUUAUGAUGGCAAAGACAAUACACCUACAGCAGUAACAAUGUCAUCAUCCUCUGAUAUGUUAGCAAAUGCAGCUGCAAUGUCAGAAAUGUUAGCAAAUACAGCCACAAUGUCAUCAUCUGCAAUGUUAGGAAAUGCCUCUGGCAUGUCUUCUCCUGAAAAGUUAGGGAAUAUCGCUGGAAUGCCUUCAUCAUCGAGGUUUGGAAAUGCUGCCACAAUGCCAUCCUCCCCAUUGUUAAGAAAUGCCGCUGCAAUGUCCUCACGGCAGACAGUUCCAAGAACACAAAGUCGAUCGCAGUGUACCAAUACCUUAUCCUAUACAGAGGAUGUCUUAAGACACAAAAUAGAAUGGGCGACACAGCAACUUCAGUCAUCAUCAAGUGUGGACUAUAGCAUACAAAUUUGUAAUCUGAUCAAAUCAGCUGCAGAUGCUUUUUCAUCAUUACAAACUAUUAAAUUUACAGACGAAUAACUGGUAUCUAUUUACUCCUAUGAUUGCUUUAAACAUGAAAUUGUGAUGUUUUAAUGUUUUCAUGAAUAAAUACCGGUAUACAGAAUAUUAUGGAUGAAAAGAUAUUACAACAUUGAUGCAAAUGAUUCAUUUAGUUUUUUGUUAUGCUUCUUGCAAAUUUUUCUGAAUGAGAGACAUAAGUAUCGAUAUUUGACCGCUCUAAGUGGUUAUGAAAUUUUGUAUUUAUCAAAUUUAAUUUUUAAACAGAUGUGGACAAAAUCAUAUAAAUCUUAUGCAUUUAAAUGUAUUUACCGGGGAAGUGUUACACAGGGACAAACAAUUACUGAAAAAAUAUAAUUCAAUUAUUGAAAAGGAUAAAAGAAGUGAAUCAACUGCUUUUUAUCAGCUUAAGCAUCAAAUUAGUAUAGAUAAGUUUUAUUAUAUCAUGAUACCAUUGAUGGAUUUUUUCAUACUUUGACAAUGAUUGAAUAUUCAUUAGAAAAUCACAAAUUAGUUAUGAAUUAAAUAUGCUUUGGACUACCACUUUAAGUCGGGCAACAUUGUAGCUCUGCUCAAAUGUGAAAACAAUUAUCUUAAUCCCAUGCCCUGAAUAACAUAUAUAUUAACAGAGUGUUAUAUUGAAUUAUUUGAAAAUAUAUUGUUAUACA